AUGCGUCCCGUGGUUGUGAUCUUGCAGCAUGAGCCGAAAGACACCGCGGCCUACAUGGAGGCGUAUUUGAUCAAGCGCGGGAUCGACUACGUCACCUACGAGUGCUGGAACGAUGACGUGGCGCGUUGUCUGCCGUCCUCCGUCGCGAGCCACAUUCGCUGCGUUAAGAGGGGCGAUGGGGCCCACCGCUUCAGUCCCCUGCCCAAUAACUCAGAGGAGGGGGAAUGCUGCUGCAUUCGCGGCGUUGUCAGCUUUGGUGGCUCCAUGAGUGCCAACGACGACCUUCCGUACUACGCCCCGGUCCUGGCGCUCAUGCGCUCGUGCAUCGAGACCCGCACCCCCGUCCUCGGCCACUGCCUGGGGGGCCAGCUCCUGGCGAGGUGCCUCGGCGGAAGUGUCAGGGCCUCCGAGCACGUCGAGGUGGGGUGGAUGGACCAGGAGGUCGUCAACGCCGACGCCGGCGGCAUCAAGGACUGGUUUGGCGGGCGACAGGUGAUCAACGUGUUCCAAAUCCACACCGAGAGCUUCACCGUUCCAGCGGGGGCGAGGCUUGUUGUGAAGGGCAAGUACUGCGCCAACCAGGCCUACCAGGUGGGCGACCAGUAUGCCCUGGGGAUGCAGUUUCAUCCGGAGGUGGACGAGGAGAAGGUGCGGGCUUUGACCUCCACGGAGUUCCCGUCGCUGCACACGCGGGCGGAAAUUGGGGCCAUGGGCGACGAGGAGGCCGCGCGGCUGUCGCCCGCCGCGAUGACCCGCGACGAGAUUGAGCGCUGCCUCAGCGAGGGCCGCGUCGAGCGCAACUGGCCCAUCGCGGACAGCAUCUACGACACGUGGUGCUCCGGGUUCCUCAUUUAA
This is a messenger RNA of Trypanosoma conorhini, 855 nucleotides long. Its product is annotated as glutamine amidotransferase class-I. The record is from RefSeq and is a predicted model, not a curated record. The transcript has a single exon. Gene Ontology annotation, cellular component: cytosol. Bases 1 to 855 code for a protein of 284 amino acids. Lineage: Eukaryota; Euglenozoa; Kinetoplastea; Trypanosomatida; Trypanosomatidae.